ACUUAGUUUCAUAAUGUGUUGGUGUUUGCAAGUCGUCAUUUGUUUCUCUUCGAAGACUCUAAACGCGUUUUGACUGCUGGAAAUGGGGGGUUAUUAUAAUCUGUCAAGUUAUAUGCAAUUUUGAGUGAGGUUUUGCGUGUAAACCUUAUCAUGAAGAGAGAAACAAUGAUUUUAUGAACGACGAUAGUGGUGCGUACAUUCCCAUCGUGCAUUGCAAUCUGCUGUAAACAUCUGGUAUAAAUGGCUGACGGCCAAUGAAGAAAUGGUGGAAGAAGGUCCAGCCGGAAACACGCAAAUUUCGAACGGUCCUAACUCCCAGGCCGGUCCGUCCAUUACUGGGUUUGGUGUCAAGGGUGUAGACGAUCAAGUGCCUCGAACUCUGCCGUAUUCUAUUCCGGGAAUCUUGCACUUCAUCCAACAUGAAUGGGCACGGUUCGAGAUGGAAAGGUCACAGUGGGAAGUGGAAAAGGCCGAACUUCAGGCGAGGAUCGCAUUCCUGCAGGGAGAGCGACAGGGCCAGGAGAACCUGAAGAGGGAUCUUGUGCGCCGCAUCAAGAUGCUUGAGUAUGCCUUGAAGCAGGAGAGGGCCAGGUUCCACAAGUUGAAGUAUGGUGCAGACAUGCUGCCAGACAAUAAAGAGUUGGAGGAAGCAGAGGACCUCAACGGAGAUAACUAUCUGACAGGUGUUGAGAAUCAUUCGUGGAAGCAGGGCAGACAACUACUGAGACAGUACCUGCAGGAGAUCGGUUACACGGACACCAUCAUCGAUGUCAGGUCAGCGCGGGUCAGGCAGCUGCUGGGCCUGUCUCCCAACAACAAUGACCUUGGCAAGGAGCUCGCCACUCUGCCUGCCGUCAACGGAGACCAGACGACAAAGAGGGUCAGCGAUGGCCAGGGCAGAAGGGUGCAGGCUAAGAAGCAUCCAGCCACGCUGGGAGAGGGCGCUCUGCUGGAGAGUGAGGCGGCCGUCAUCGAUACCUUCAGCUUCCUGUCGACGGAGAACGACUUGGAAGUCGAGGAUGACGAGGAGAAUGAGGCGGAUCUCAUAGAUGAGACUCUGGCUGAUGAACUGGAUAGGAUAGAUGUAAAGAAACCAAAGCCCAAGGGCAUGACCAGGAGCAACGAGGGCAUGGCGCGCAUGGACGACGUGCUAGCCAACGAGACCGAGGAGGCACUCUCGCAGUUCGACUUUCUCGGAUCGGACGGCGCAGACGGCGCGGGUGAGGCGAGGACGCAGGGCGACGGCACCGAGUGGGAGAAGAGCGAGUUAGCAGCUGCACCGCCCCCUGGCGAUAACGAUUGGAACGUAGACGAGCAGAUGCUGAGCAGGCUCAAACAAGAGUACAGCAAAGACAGCAAACAUUCGCGCAACAUGCAGAGGCCUAAGCGCUCGACCCUGCAGGCGAUGCUUGCCAGUCUGGGUGGAAACGAUGAUAUUGGGCUGCCCAGCGUCACAGCCCCAUGCGCGGGUCCGGCACCCGCCGCCGCCGCCGCCGCCGCCGCCACCGCCUCCGACAGUUUGUCAAAUAGCCUCCCUGCAGAUGACACUGCUGUUGAUGAAGCAGCUGGACCAAACGAUGCCAACAUCCCGUUUCCAGCAGGACCGCGGCGCCCCCUGCCAGCCGAAGAAGGUUUUGAGCCAGGUUUUGGCCUCGGAGAACUGGCAGGGCUGACAAUACAGAACGAUUGCGAGCUAUCUUACGAUCUUUCAUCGAGCAAGGAUGCCCUACGCAAGACGUGGAAUGCCAAGUACACGCUGAGGAGUCACUUUGAUGGCAUCCGAGCGCUAGUCUUCCACCCCGUCGACCCUGUACUCAUCACUGCCUCCGAGGACCACACGCUGAAGCUGUGGAACCUGGACAAGACCGUACCCGCAAAGAAAACUGCCUCAUUAGAUGUAGAGCCUGUCUACACAUUCAGAGGGCACACGGGCGCUGUCCUGUCAUUGGCCAUGUCUGUGUCAGGCGAGGAAUGCUUCAGUGGAGGUAUUGACUCGAGCAUUCGCUGCUGGAAGAUCCCCAGCUCCAAUGUUGACCCCUAUGAUAUGUAUGACCCAUCAGUCUUAGCCGCAACACUUACUGGUCACACUGGUGCUGUCUGGGGCCUCUCUGUGCACAGCAGUAAUAACCGGCUACUGUCCUGUGCAUCGGACGGCACCGUGCGAUUAUGGCAACCAUACACUAAAGAACCACUACUGAAAACGUUCACUAGUGAAAAUGGUCUCAUACCCACCUCGAUAGACUUUGUGCGGUCAGAUCCGAUACAGAUGGUCGCCGCGUAUAGCGAUUGUGAUGCAGUCAUCUACGACUUGGAGACCUCUCAGCCAGUCAUUCACCUGGAGAGCAAGGAUUUGUCAGAGCCGGGUGUUCUGUCAACGAUACAUCAGGUGGUUAGUCACCCGACCCUGCCCAUUACAGUGACAGCACAUGAGGACAGGCAUAUCCGCUUCUUUGACAAUAAUACAGGUAAGAUGGUUCACACGAUGGUGGCACACCUGGAUGCCGUGACGAGUCUCGCCAUCGAUCCCAACGGCUUGUACCUGCUAUCAGGAAGCCAUGACUGUUCAAUAAGACUAUGGAAUCUGGAUAGCAAGACAUGUGUACAAGAGAUCACAUCACAUCGCAAGAAGUUUGAUGAAUCCAUAUAUGAUGUGGCUUUCCAUCCGUCUCGACCCUACAUAGCAAGUGCGGGAGCAGACGCGCUCGCGAAAGUAUUCGUAUGACAUCAUCGUUGACAUUGCCUAAGUCUGUGACAUUAUUUAUCACGUGAUCACCAAUGGUGAAGCAAGUCGAUUAUGAUCAGUCAUCGUUUGCUGUAAUGAUACUUAGGUAUGACAGUAUUGUUAUGACGGUAUAAAUAUAUUAAAGGACGUGUCACUUGUAAAAUAUGAAAUGCACAGUUGAAUAUGCUCACUGCCUCUGGAGUGUAGGUUGGCAUGCCAGUUUUCUUCCCCUGCCAGCAGACUGGCCGUUCCUGCCGACUCGGAUCAGCUCACCACAAAAUGACCUAAACCAGGACAUUAGGUAGUCAUUGUACUACUCGGGCGAGUUUGCAAGAAAAUACUGGAAGUGGAACUGUUGUUUGCACACGUCACUUUGAGUGACAUAACGGUAUUCUGACGACUACGUGCACAAAGUGCUUGACAUUACACACAGCAUGAUCGCCUUUCGAAGGUUGGGACACGUAGGAGGAGCUUGUGUGCUUCGGCGUCUAUGUGAAGUUUACGAGCAUGCGUGAUAGACAUACGAACAUUGUGUGAUGUAAGGUGGUUGAGUCACAAUGCUUGUGAAUUAAGACAAUGCUGUUUUUAUAAUGAUAUCAACGAGGGAAAAGAAGAGCUGGAAGGGGAGAGAGGGGAGAAAGUAAUGUACAGGAGUGGGAGAGCGGAGGAGAGAGGGAGUGAGAGAGAAUGCUAAUAAUUUGCUGACGAAACCCAAUAACGUCAGAGGAUGUAAGUAUGAAGGUGCAGGCAGACUCUUGUAGUAUGCUUCUUUUGACACCAGGUGGUGUGAUUUCGCCGGAGAUAUGAUAGCUUUAAUAGACUUCAGGGUGUCUUCCAUACUUGUGAGGUCUCAUCAUGUGAUUCAUGCUAAACACGAAAACUAUAUAUACACUGUAAUAAGUGAAUGGUAGAUAAGUGGGUAGCACAUACACUAGCUAUAACAAUCAAAAUAUCCAAUAAUGUGGAUAGAUAUGUUACGAUGUGUUUUUUGGGGUUGUAUAUAAUAACAUUGAGGGUAAGACUAAUGGAAAUGGUUUUUAUCUGCAAGUCUCGUCCAGAAAUAAACCUGCUAUAGUUUCUGAUUAUACUCAUGUGAAGAAAUAUGACAAAUCCAAACUGGUAGAACGAAUGUUUUCUCUUGGUGACUGCUAGAAUGUUCGAUCUUACAAAGGCACUCAUAGUACUUGGACCUACAGUCUGACAGUUGCCAGAGAAUAAAAUAACAAGUGUUAUUCUAGCAAUGAAUAUUUAUAUGUUGUUCCCAUCUGUGUCUAUCGUUGCAAGUAAGCAGCAUGAUAACGAAGCGACGAUUGCAGUGACAGAGUUGACUGCUCAGUCUCAAGUUGAGUGCUAGGCGUUAUGAUUUUACCUGUAAGCUUUCAAUUAUUUAAAACAAAAUUCAUUCGCGUCACGAUGGGUACGGCACUGUGCCAACGUGUGUAUACAGCAGACAGCAUUCGCGAGCCAGGGACUAAUGUUCACAUUGUUUAGCGACAGCACUCGUCAUUGAUUCCUCAUACAUUUCCCAGAAGCAAAUUCUAUUUCUUGUCCGUUUAUGGCACGUUACAGGAAUGAACCAACCUGCAUGUGUCUCGCAGUAGCAGCCUGCCGUUACUGAUAGGAAGUCGUGUCCUAGUUCGACACACUUCAACUUAUAUUCAGUAGGCGUGUUAAGAUGGGCAAUUAUGGAUGUGGGUGCAUGCUCCAGUAAACAAAUUUGUGGUCACUGUUUAAUGAAACCAUCAAUGACCACUGUCACGCAGGUGAAGUGACAUUGCUUGCACCCGCAUUAUGGGGUGUGUCAACUGUUGGGUGAGUGGAGGACAUGCCUCGUAUCAUCACAUUGUCUAAAAGCACUUUCUUGUGCUUUCAUCAGUCGAUCCCUAUAGUAACCAGAGACUACUGCGUCGCGACUCGUUGAGCAUGUGAUUGUUAACUAUACAGAAGUCUGCGUACAGACAUCGCAGGCUGUAAUAAAUCUUAAGUGUUUAGUAAUAUCAUGUAA
Messenger RNA from Priapulus caudatus, 4727 nucleotides. Its product is annotated as striatin-3-like. The transcript is spliced from 19 exons. Lineage: Eukaryota; Metazoa; Priapulida; Priapulimorpha; Priapulimorphida; Priapulidae. The record is from RefSeq and is a predicted model, not a curated record. Gene Ontology annotation, molecular function: protein binding. Bases 263 to 2722 code for a protein of 819 amino acids.